AUGGUUGGUGGAACGAACAACAAUAACACUCGUAACCAGGGAAACCAAGGGAACCAUGGAAAUGAUGCCGCUCCACCACCUCCACCGCCCAAGAGGACACUCAAAGAUCUGACAUCCCCAUCGUUUGAUCAACAAAAGUUGUGUGUCAACUUGGAAGAUUCAAUUGAGCUCAAAUCUCAGUUGAUUCAUUGGUUACCGAAGUUCAAAGGGCUUCCAGGAGACGAUCCAAAUCGUCAUUUACUACUGUUUCAUCACAGGUUGACAAGUUUGAAGCCAACUGGAACUGAUCAAGGAAGAGCUUUACUGAUAGCUUUCCCAUUUUCUUUGAUUGAUUCUGCAGAAAAAUGGUUUUAUGGUCUUCCACCUGGAACAACUAUUCGUAAAGCAAUUAGUGGGAUUGAACAAAUUACUGGUGAGACUCUUUACGAUUAUUGGGAACAGUACAAGAAGUCGCUAGCGAGCUGCCAACAUCAUCAAAUCUCUGAGCAACUCAUAGUGCAGUAUUUUUACGAUGGUUUGCUCCAAUCCGAGAGAAAUAUUAUUGAUGCAUCUAGUGGUGGUGCUUUGACAAACAAAACCAUUGAUGAAGCGACAGAAUUGAUCGAUAAUAUGGCUGCAAACACGCAGCAAUUCAACACAAGAGGUAUGUCAAUGAGUCGAAAGGUUAAUGAGGUUACUUCUUCACCGCACUUAGAACAUAUGAUUGGUAAUAUGGAGAAGAUGAUACAACAAAUGGCCUCAGUAAUCAUUCCUUCUUAUGAGGAAGAAGCUGAACAAGUCAAUGCAAUAUUCCCGAAUCAGCAGAGACAACGGUAUGAUCCCUAUUCCAACACUUACAAUCCAGGAUGGAAAGAUCAUCCCAACUUCAGUUAUGCAAACAAGCAAGCAGCAGCUCCAAGGCCUGUUUUUAAUCGCCCUAGUGGUUUCCAACAACAACCACAACCAGCGCAGAACUCGGAAUCAUCAGAGAUGCUUGCUAUGAUGAAGAAUCUAACCACAAUGGUGCAAAAGAAUCAACAAACGACUGAUGGUGCAAUCAAGGAGUUGCAGACACAAAUGAGCACUAUGGCAGGUAGAUUGGAGGCGCAAAAUAGUGGGAAACUCCCUUCUCAACCUCUUAACCCAAGAGAUUCUGUCAGCGCCGUGACAUUGAGAAGUGGUACACGAACUUUGCAACCAGAGGAUACUGAGAAAAACAAAGACCCUAAGGGGCCGGUAUUGGAGAAAGAGAUUACUGACUCUUCCCAAACCGAUGAGGUACCUAAAGAAAACUCUAAAACUCAUGUUUCUACUUAUGUUCCCCCUUUUCCUUUUCCUCGCAGGUUUGCUAACUCUAAAAAUGAGGAACAAGAUAAUGAGAUCUUAAAUAUUUUCAAGAAGAUUCAUGUGAACAUUCCACUAAUAGAUGCUAUUAAACAAGUCCCCAAGUACGCGAGAAUUCUGAAAGACUUGUGUACCAAUAAACAGAGGUUAACCGGUAAUGAGGUAAUGAAAGUGGGGGAAAAUGCUUCGGUUAUCUUGCAAAAGAAACUCCCACUUAAAUGUAAAGACCCUGGUAGUUUUGAUAUUCCUAUUGUUAUUGGUAACACCAAGUUUAAUAAGGCUAUGCUUAAUUUAGGAGCAUCAGUAAAUGUUAUGCCUGCAUCUAUAUAUGAAUCUCUUAAGUUAGGUCCCUUGCAAGAAACUGGAAUUACUUUACAGUUGGCUGACCGUUCUAAUGUAUACCCUAGAGGUAUUAUUGAGGAUGUGCUUGUGCAGGUGAACCAGCUAAUUUUUCCAGCGGAUUUCUGUGUGUUGGAGAUGACAGACGGAUCAAAUGAUACAUCUCUACCUUUGCUUCUUGGUCGACCAUUUAUGAGCACGGCUAGAACUAAAAUUGAUGUGCAUGAUGGUUCGUUGACUAUGUAA
Messenger RNA from Papaver somniferum (opium poppy), 1908 nucleotides. RefSeq lists its product as uncharacterized. The record is from RefSeq and is a predicted model, not a curated record. The transcript has 2 exons. Bases 1 to 1908 code for a protein of 635 amino acids. NCBI's taxonomy places the organism in Eukaryota, Viridiplantae, Streptophyta, Magnoliopsida, Ranunculales, Papaveraceae.